AUGGUUUCGCCAGCUUUUCUUUUGAUAACAUGUCUUCUAUCCCUUUCCUCUGCAAAGCAUAAGCAUGAUCGAUCACAGCGAGCAAAUCUAGCAGCAUGGAAAACCACCGAAUGUGCAAUACUGAAUGGACAACACACGGAACCAUGUCCAUCACCGGACUCGAACGGAGAGUGGCCAUGUAUCAGGUACUCUGAUCUGUGUAAUGGGCAAAGGGACUGUCCGAACGGAGAAGAUGAAUCUGCUGUGCACUGCUACUUUCAUGAAUUACAUCGAGCAGAACUUGACGCCAUUCGAGAAAAGACGCAUCGAAUGAUUGUCGAAUUCAACCGAAGAACGAAACCCUUAUAGAAGAUAGAAAAAUGCCGGUGUUUCUGUGUCCAAUAUUAGAAUCCUUAGAAAUGAACAAGCUCUCAAAGCCGCAUAUUUGAUUGUUUUAUUGUCCUUGUAAGCAUAGUCGUUCUUCGAAUUGUGCUGGAUUUAUAUGAUGCUCCCAUGCAACUCUUCAUCUAACAAUAAGGUAUUGAUGUAGGAAUUAAUUUGAAAAGCAUGCCUGCCGUACAU
This is a messenger RNA of Cylicocyclus nassatus, 561 nucleotides long. Lineage: Eukaryota; Metazoa; Nematoda; Chromadorea; Rhabditida; Strongylidae. The record is from the annotation of a GenBank genome assembly.